CUCAGAACAGACAUGAAGAUCCUGGAACGGUUUUCAUUUUUUUUGGGAUCGGAAAUGUGAAGCUGGAUUGUGAGAAGGAUACGGGAGUACAUGGUGCUUAUUAUUUCAGCUGGUGGAACUUCAGAUUUGAAUUAGAGUUCGGUGUUCACGUUGCUCAUUAUGUAAAGUGCAUUCCCAGCGUGAGGGGGACUACAAGACUUUUUUGUAGCGACGGGACAUGUCUAGGUCAAACAGCGUGAGCCCGCCAGGAUUUGGGGCUCCCGUCUUGCGAUCGGGCACAGAGCACAGGUCGGCUUGGGGGGAAGCGGAGACCAGGAUCAAUGGAUACGGUUACUCGAGCCGGUCCUCGAGAAAGAAGACCUCGCGGAUGAUGGGUUUAUGGAGGAGCGAGGAUGACUAUGAAGCCCAGCCGGGGAAAAACUCUCCGCUAGACCAUAAGGUGAGCUUCCAGUCCAAAUCUGCAUGGCAGGAACAUGGGGAGGAGAGCCGGAACAACAACAAACCCAUCCAGAAACCUGGGGAGGGGGAGGUGAGGCCUAAAUCCGUGGAGCUUGGCUUGGAUGAGAAGAAUGGCAAGGGCAAAGCCGAGGGCAUCGAAGACGUGUCAGAAUUUCAUUUCUCGCUGGGGAUCUGCUGCAAUGAUGUCCUGCAGAUAUUCCGCUCCAAAAAAUUCCAGUCCAACAAACUGGAGAGGCUCUACCAGAGAUACUUCUUCAGACUCAACCAGAGCAGCUUGACCAUGCUCAUGUCAGUCCUGGUUUUGCUGAUUGUGGUCCUGCUCGUGUUCCAUUGUCUCCACAGGAAGUACCAGGUGCCUUAUGUCGUAGUCCUUUCGGUGGCCAUGGCAAUCAUCUUCGUGCUCAUCGCCGUGUGCAACCGGAACGAUUUCCACCAGGACUACAUGUGGAUCGCUUGUUACACCGUCAUUGCCGUCAUCUUCAUGGUGCAGAUGGUCUGCGUCUUCCUGGUCAGGCCAAGGAGCGCCUCGGAUGGAAUAUGGUGGACCGUGUUCUUCAUCUACACCAUUUACACCUUGCUUCCGGUGCGGAUGAGGGCGGCCGUAAUAAGUGGGAUUAUCCUUGCCACCACUCAUCUCGCCAUCUCCCUGAAGGUCAACGCCAACGACGACUUCCUGGCCAAACAGGUGGUGUCCAACGUCCUGAUUUUCUUGUGUACGAACAUCGUUGGGAUCUGCACGCAUUACCCCGCGGAGGUGUCGCAGAGGCAGGCCUUCCAGGAGACCCGCGAAUGCAUCCAGGCGCGACUCCAUUCCCAGAGGGAGAACCAGCAGCAGGAGCGGCUGCUGCUGUCCGUACUUCCCCGUCAUGUCGCCAUGGAGAUGAAGGCUGACAUCAACGCCAAGCAGGAAGAUAUGAUGUUCCACAAGAUCUACAUCCAGAAACAUGACAACGUCAGUAUCCUCUUUGCCGACAUCGAGGGAUUUACGAGUUUGGCGUCGCAAUGCACGGCACAGGAACUGGUGAUGACCCUCAACGAGUUGUUUGCCCGGUUUGACAAGCUGGCGGCUGAGAACCACUGUCUGCGAAUAAAGAUUCUGGGGGACUGUUACUACUGUGUAUCUGGUCUCCCGGAGGCCCGCUCUGACCACGCCCACUGCUGUGUAGAGAUGGGGAUGGACAUGAUUGAGGCAAUAUCGCUGGUGAGGGAAGUGACCGGGGUGAACGUCAAUAUGCGCGUAGGGAUUCACAGCGGUCGUGUGCACUGCGGGGUCCUGGGGCUGCGCAAGUGGCAGUUCGAUGUCUGGUCCAAUGACGUCACUCUGGCCAAUCACAUGGAGGCCGGAGGCAAAGCGGGACGCAUCCACAUCACGAAGGCGACUCUGAACUACCUGAACGGAGAUUACGAGGUGGAGCCGGGCACUGGAGGCGAACGAAACGCGUAUCUGAAGAAGCACAACAUCGAAACGUUCCUGAUUGUACAGUGCACCCCGAAGCGGAAGGAAGAAAAGGCUUUGAUCGCCAAGAUGAACCGGCAGCGGGCCAACUCCAUCGGGCACAACCCGGCGCACUGGGGGAUGGAGAGGAAUUUCUACAACCACCUGGGCGCCAACCAAGUCUCCAAGGAAAUGAAGAGAAUGGGUUUUGAGGACCCCAAAGACAAGAACAUCCAGGAGAACAUGAACCCCGAGGACGAGGUGGACGAAUUUUUGGGUCGGGCCAUUGACGCCAGAAGCAUCGACCGCCUGCGAUCCGAACACGUGCGCAAAAUUCUCCUGACCUUCCGCGAACCCGACCUGGAGAAGAAGUACUCCAAGCAAGUGGACGACCGAUUUGGGGCCUACGUGGCCUGCGCGUUCAUCGUCUUCCUCUUCAUCUGUUCUGUACAAAUCACCAUCGUACCGCA
Messenger RNA from Nanorana parkeri, 2364 nucleotides. RefSeq names its product adenylate cyclase type 5-like. Gene Ontology annotation, cellular component: plasma membrane. The record is from RefSeq and is a predicted model, not a curated record. The transcript is spliced from 11 exons. NCBI's taxonomy places the organism in Eukaryota, Metazoa, Chordata, Amphibia, Anura, Dicroglossidae. Gene Ontology annotation, biological process: intracellular signal transduction; adenylate cyclase-inhibiting G protein-coupled receptor signaling pathway; cAMP biosynthetic process. Gene Ontology annotation, molecular function: adenylate cyclase activity. The annotation marks the transcript as partial.